CCCGGUUACCAGCUGUCGAGCGGGGCGUGCUGGGAUAUGUAGUCUCCAGCGGCAACAGCAACGGGGGGGCGAGGGAUCCGCCCGCGUGAUUGCCGCGGGCACGGACAGCCCUGUGUCGGGGCCCCUCGGCCACCCCCUUUCACCUCCGUGGGUGGAGAAGUGACACUGCCGGACACCUACAGGGUUUGUUGGCGCGUGGCUUGGCAGAGCUCAAUUUGGGUAGAUCGAGAUAAAGCUGCGCUGCCCCAGAGAUGCCCCGGGCUCGCUGUCCUUCCGAGCGAGCUUUACAGCCCCGACCAGGGAGAGUCAAGGCUGAAGAGUGAGACGUGCCGGGUGUUUGUAGUGCUGCCUCCUCUCAUACACACUGAAGAAUAUCUGAUUUCUGCAUCAAAUGGUAAUCAACAAACUCCUCUUACAGCUUCUCUAUCUCAGGCUUUGUCCUUCUGAAGCAAAGAACAUUCUUGAUUCAACUGAUGAAGGUGCCUUUCAAUUAGAAAUUUUAAGGCUCCAGAGCUCAGAUGACUUGAAGACAAAAUUGAGAGAAGUAGGACUUUGUGAUUUCUGGACUCAAUAUGCUGACCAGUUUCAGAAUAGCCACUAUCUAUCUAUCUUUUAAUAAUGUUUGGAUCAACAUACCUCUGCAAAUCUGAGUUUUCUACCAUAAACAUUAUUUAAAAAACCAACACUGCAAUUAUCUGGCAGAUUAGCAUCUUCACCAGUGCAUGCCCCUUGCCCUGACCUCCUACAAACCUCUCUUCACAAAGUUUGCCAGAGAUCAUUGAUACCACUUCUCCAAUUAGAGAUUGCCACAAACACAGUUGUCUAACAGUAAACUGGGAUUUUGAAAGUUAAGAAAAAGGCCUUGGAUAGAAUCCUGGCUUGUUUAUACAGAAGAUAAGGAGAACCAACUUCUGCAUUUCUGCUACAAAAAGAAAACAAACAGCAAAUUUAGGGCCAGAGUCUGACACCAUUUACUCCUAUUGAAAUCAGUGUGAAUACUCAUGGAGGAAGGUCCUGCUCAAUACAAGGAAUGGUGGCAGAGUAAGAAAUUAGUUGGGUUUCCUAAGUUACUUUAAAAAAAAAAGUAUUAAUGCUACAGAUCUCAGACAUGUGGGAGAUGCUGCUGAGGCAACAGACUGUCAUGCCAACUCCCCAUAAAGGCCUGCGGUAAUCAAGAAGAUAGUGCUACAAAUGGUUCCCCAGACAAUGUAGAUGCAGCAAGGUUGAGUGAUCCAGAAGAGCAAAGACGCUGCAGUUUCAGAAGAAACAACUUUCGUUUGAGAGAGAUUUGGAGCAACGAAGGCUGGAAGAUUGAGAAAAAGAAGCACCAGCACAAUGAGAAGAAGCAUCAACAUGAGCAAAAAGAGAAGGACAUGUAGUAACAGCACAAACACAACAUGCAGAGACAGUGCCAGAAAACUCCUGUUCUGGAUUUUCUGUCGUUGUUGUUGGAAGUCCAGAAAGUCCCGACGAAAGGUAAAGGGUUCUGCUGCUUAGGUCCCUUUGGGAAGAUGGGAAGCAAGGCUCUUCCAGCUCCGAUCCCACUCCACCCUUCACUGCAGCUCACUAACUACUCCUUCCUCCAGGCUGUGAACACCUUCCCAGCAGCUGUGGACCACCUACAAGGUCUUUAUGGACUCAGCGCGGUGCAGACCAUGCAUAUGAACCACUGGACAUUGGGAUAUCCCAAUGUGCAUGAAAUCACCAGGUCUACCAUCACGGAGAUGGCUGCAGCUCAGGGCCUGAUGGAUGCCAGAUUCUCUUUCCCAACGCUACCUUUCGCCACACACCUCUUUCACCCAAAGCAAGGGGCCAUCGCCCAUGUAAUCCCAGCUUUACAUAAAGACAGACCCAGGUUUGAUUUUGCCAAUCUGGCCGUGGCCGCCACGCAGGAGGACCCACCAAAGAUUGCAGAUCUGACCAAGCUGAGUCCAGGACUUGGAAGUCCCAUCUCAGGGAUCAGCAAACUGUCUCCGGACAGAAAGCCUUCCAGGGGCAGGUUACCUUCCAAAACGAAAAAAGAGUUUAUCUGCAAGUUCUGCGGCAGACACUUUACCAAAUCCUACAACCUGCUCAUCCACGAGAGAACCCACACAGACGAGCGGCCCUAUACCUGUGACAUCUGCCACAAGGCUUUCCGGAGACAGGACCACCUCCGAGACCACAGAUAUAUCCAUUCCAAAGAAAAACCUUUCAAAUGUCAGGAAUGUGGGAAAGGAUUCUGCCAAUCCAGAACUCUAGCAGUUCAUAAAACUUUACAUAUGCAGGAAUCUCCACACAAAUGCCCCACAUGUGGAAGAACCUUUAAUCAGAGAAGUAAUCUGAAAACUCACCUUCUUACCCAUACAGACAUCAAGCCCUACAACUGUGAGCAGUGCGGCAAAGUGUUCAGGCGAAACUGUGAUCUGCGGCGGCACAGUCUAACUCACACCCCGCGGCAGGACUUCUAGAGCAGCCAAGGACCUGCACCUGCCUCUGCAGCUCCAAGUUGCUAAUUUUGCUCAAGGACUUAAUUGUAGAAAGCUACACACACACACACACACACACACACUGGGGCCGAGACCGCAUACCACACUCCAGCAAAAUUCCCUUAGGGAGUUGUGGACUGCAGGAUCGGGCUCCACUCCUAUCCACACAAAGAGCAUAUGCUAGUCUCUUGUAGAUAUUCGCAGCUCAUUUUAGAGCUCUGUACAGAAUGUGGUUUUUUUUUUCAUAUUGUCCUGUUGGAUGCACAUUGAUAACAAAUCUGGGAGUCAAAAUAUCUUUAAAAAGUGUAUUUCAAAAUACCCCCCCCCAUACCUCCUGCUUUGUCGUAUUACUUUCCUAAACAUUUUGUUCUUCUGCUGUGUCAGCUGCAAUAGUAACUUAUAUUGAAUAAAUUUCCCCAUCUGGGCAAUUGUAUUGUCACAACGUUUCUGAAAAGUGUUCUUGUUUUCGCUUUUAUGACUGCUGCUUUUGUGUUAUCUAUUGUAAAAUAAAAUGAAAGUGCCCGUAUUUACAACUCCAUUGCUUAAUAGCUUGAAUGUCUACAUUAAGUAUUAGCUUUUGUAAUUUUUUUUAUUGAAUUAACGACUUUUUAAAAAGAAAUAGUUGCAAAUAAACAGUGCCUGGGAAAUAAUGUAUACAACAAUCCCUAAACCAAACUGGCUUAUUAGUAACUU
This is a messenger RNA of Mauremys reevesii (Reeves's turtle), 3161 nucleotides long. It is a transcript of the gene OSR2, whose product is annotated as odd-skipped related transciption factor 2. The transcript has 10 exons. Gene Ontology annotation, biological process: urogenital system development; embryo development; regulation of transcription by RNA polymerase II. Lineage: Eukaryota; Metazoa; Chordata; Testudines; Geoemydidae. Bases 1398 to 2450 code for a protein of 350 amino acids. Gene Ontology annotation, molecular function: DNA-binding transcription factor activity, RNA polymerase II-specific; RNA polymerase II transcription regulatory region sequence-specific DNA binding. Gene Ontology annotation, cellular component: nucleus. The record is from RefSeq and is a predicted model, not a curated record.